AUGAAGGCGGCGAGCGCCGCCAAGGACAAGAUUGUGGAGUGGGCCAACGAUCCCGAGGUGCAGAAGGCGGCGUACAAGUACGCGGGCGUGGCGGCGGACUACGCCUGGCAGUCGGUGAGCCAGGCCGCGGAAGCGCUAAUUCCGCCGCAGGAACCCGACACCUUCGGCCGCCAAAGUGGCCGAAGGGAAAAGGGGUGCAGUGAGCCGUAG
This is a messenger RNA of Effrenium voratum, 210 nucleotides long. The record is from the annotation of a GenBank genome assembly. Lineage: Eukaryota; Dinophyceae; Suessiales; Symbiodiniaceae.